Molecule: messenger RNA, 1017 nt
Organism: Naegleria gruberi
Lineage: Eukaryota; Heterolobosea; Eutetramitea; Acrasida; Naegleriidae
Exons: 1
Coding region: 1-1017 (338 amino acids)
Source: RefSeq, a predicted model, not a curated record
AUGAAAAGACAACCAACGGAAGAAGUUUCUUCCAACAAUAAGAAAAUUAAACAAACUAAUGAUGAAGAAUCAACACUAUCGGAACAAGAAACAAACAAAAAACUUGGAUUAAUUAAAACUUUUCUCGAUGAUUUUAUAGAAUAUAAAACGAAUUAUGAUGAUGAAGAUAUUGCCGAGGAGGAUUUUGAAGAGGAAGCACAGAAGGAUGCAAAUGUUGAACGUCUCCGAAAAUUUAGAGAUAAAUCCUAUAAGAAGAAUUGUGGAAUUGAUUGGAAAAAGGAUCGUUCAAUGAUUAUUGAGCAGACUGCAAAAUUGUCAACUGCAUCUGAUAUGAUGGUAGUUGCCAAAGAAUUUAAAUUGUGGAAUGAAAAGGAGUUUGUUAUAAAGCUUAUUGAAAAGAGUGAAUAUGACUUGUCCUAUGAAAUACCAAAGAAAUUGAAAAAGGAUAGAGAUGUUAAUCUUGCAUCUGCAAAGAAACAUGGAAUUAUAAGUGAUGGAUUAGAGAAGGAUAGGGAAAUUGUGAUGGCUGCUGCUAGUAGUGGUAAUCUAUCAUGGCUUCCAAAGGAAUUUUCAAAUGAUAGGGAGAUUGUAAUGGCAGCUGUUGCCAAUAAUGGAAGAAUUUUGAGAGGUGUGGGUGAUGAAUUGAAAAAUGAUAGAGAAAUUGUUAGAAAAGCCAUUGAAAAUGAUGGAUGUGCAAUUGCAGACGCCCCAGAAGAAUUUCAGAAAGAUAGAGAACUUGCUGAAAUGGCAGUUAAACAAAAUGGACGUGCCUUUAUUUGUUUGAAAGAAUUUGAAAACGAUAGGGAGCUGCUAAAGAUUGCUAUUAAAGGAGAUACCACCAUUAUUGACAAAUUACCCUUUGCUAUCAAGAAUGAUCGAGAAAUUAUCAUGUUGGCUGUUGAGAAAGAUGGAUUAGCCAUCAAAUAUGCUUCAGCUGAUUUGAGAAAUCAAAAGGAUAUUGUCAUGAAAGCUAUUGAAAAAAAUCCUGAUGUACUUUGUUAUACUCCUUUGAAAUGA